Messenger RNA from Ascochyta rabiei, 2289 nucleotides. RefSeq lists its product as uncharacterized. Lineage: Eukaryota; Fungi; Ascomycota; Dothideomycetes; Pleosporales; Didymellaceae. The record is from RefSeq and is a predicted model, not a curated record. The transcript has 3 exons. The coding region runs from base 1 to 2289 and encodes 762 amino acids.
AUGUCGACAGUUUCCAAUACCAACGAGCCCUCAUCAGGCCAACAGAAGCACGGGAAGCCUCCAUACUCACCUACCCACGCGGGGCUGGGUGGUUUUCCAGAUGUGAUACCUGAUAUUCCCAUCACAGCAGUUUUCCUUGUUCUGUACCUCAUAUUUGGUGUCGUCCAUAUCAAAAUCUUGAAGACCAACAAAGGCCGAGGGCACAAAUUCAUCUUCAAUGGCGCAUUAUUAGGACUUUGCAAGAUUCGAAUAAUUACCAUGUCAUUGCGGAUAGCAUGGGCCUACCACCAACACAACGUCGGGCUCGCGAUGGCGGCCAACGUGUUCGUCUACGUCGGCACCAUCAUCUUAUACAUGAUCAAUUGGUUCUUCACACAGCGUAUCGUCCGUGCACAGCAUACCAAGCUUGGAUGGUCGAUGCCCUACCGCAUUGUCCACAGAGGCGCGCUCGCCCUGCUGAUUGCCGGACUGCUGAUGAUCAUUGUAACAUCGAUCUGGCAGUUCUUCACACUGGAUAACAACACUCUGCGUAUCUUCCGCGAUCUACAGCUUGCUGGUCAGACAUACUUUACGGUUUUCGCUUUCGCUCCUAUCGUGUUCGUCCUUCUCUCUUUGAUCAUUCCGCGACACGAGAUUGAUAAAUUUGGAGCUGGCCGUCUCAGGGUCAACAUAAUCAUCCUAUUGAUCGCUGCCGCGGUAGUCUCAACUGGACAGAUCUUCCGCUGCGUCAUAAAUUGGUUGCCUCCCUUUCCCUUGCAAAACGCUCAGGGUCAGUUCCAAAAUCCGCCAUGGUACUAUGAGAAAGCUUGCUUCUAUGCGUUCAAUUUCGUCACUGAGAUCAUCGUUGUUAUUAUGUACGCUGUUGUGCGUGUCGAUCUGCGCUUCCAUGUACCGGAUGGGGCGAAGAGGGCAGGAGACUAUAGCCGCAGCAGCGUCAACGUCCACAUUACUGAGAAGGCUCUGCAUCCCAGAGUGGUCUCGAUGCAGUCCAACGGUUCCACAGAAACGUUACAAUCAUACCAAACCUCACUCUUUGAAGACUCGGGCACAUUGGCCGAUUCACUGAGAUACCCGUCGUCCACUCUGGCAAUCGAUGAGAAGACAGGGGCAUGGAAAAUCAAGCGUGCGUCUGUUUCGUCGAUGGGCAGUCAACGCUCCUCGGCUGGCUCACGGUCGUCUGCAUGGCUCGAUAGGAACACCAUGGUAGAGAACGACAUUCCACCUGUACCCGAGAUUCCUAACCGAACGAGUUGGCCGUUGAGAACCUCGACGCUACACCCCAACGAUUCGAUGGCCAAAAUGGAACACAACAAUCCCUCAAACAGAAGCUCACCCCAUAGAAAGUACGAGCUUGACGGCCAUGGCUUCAAUGAAUAUGAUGUUGGCGACACAAUCCAGGCUGCACUGUACAAGCUAGAAGGAAAGAGUGGCAAAGGCAAGCUCAGGACAAGAUCGCCUCCACCCGAAUACGAUGAUAUUGAAGCCACCAACGCCGCAGGGCGCUCACCAAACGAAAAAAAAUACAGACACUUCUCGCGGCCCGCCUCUAUGGACAACAGUGAGCACGAAAAGAACAACACGAGUGAGAAGCGCGCCACCUAUCCCAUGAUUGUCACGAAAGACGGCCGAAAAGUCCUCAGAAAACCGAGAAAGACGUCUUCCAACGAAAAGGCGCACGUUUCAGAAGCACCAUCCAAUUCACCGGAGGCAUACCCACCCGCAAACAUGAUGUCAGGCGCCGACGGACCGUCCUCGAUGCCCGAGCCAACAUCAGCUCUGGCCUCGCGCCCACCAGUGCUGAACAAGCAGCGCUCGUCUAGCCUCGAAAUCAUCUCCCUCACCCAGCGCAUAGCAGACGAGAACCGCAUGUCCGCGGACAGCAACCCGCGCAUCCUCGACCUCAGCAGCGUGCGCAAGCAGGAAAGCACGCGCCACUCGGAGUGCUGCUCCUCAUGCUCCAACUCAACGCGCGCGCCCCAGCCAGAUCUGCACGAGCAGAUGUUGAGAGCCGCAGUGCAACAGCAACGUCUGCAGCAGCAGCAGCAGCAGCAAACCCAGCCAUCAACGAUACCGCCAUCUACCACAAGAUCGGUAGCCCACCGAGCAGACAUGGCAUCCAAAUCCGGCACCGUAUCAUCCUCCAUCUACAGUUCGACAACGACGAGCUCCGACGCGCGAGAGGCCGCCAGAGCCGAGGAAGAGUUCCGUAGAUUCAGCUUCGAGGCCAUGCCCGGGGAGGAGGCUGAGCACGAGGAUGAGCACCCCAGUCCGAGGACGAGAUCCGUGUGA